Messenger RNA from Puccinia triticina, 1839 nucleotides. RefSeq lists its product as uncharacterized. The transcript has 2 exons. Bases 1 to 1839 code for a protein of 612 amino acids. Lineage: Eukaryota; Fungi; Basidiomycota; Pucciniomycetes; Pucciniales; Pucciniaceae. The record is from RefSeq and is a predicted model, not a curated record.
AUGGCUCUGAAUAUCAACCCCGGCAGAGGCAUCCGGUUGCCCACUCUUCUCCUGAUAACCCUCCUCGUCGGCGGGUGCAAGCCGAUAGAUAUUCUCGACCCGGAACCAUGGACGAGGGGCUUUGGUUGGGACCCGCGCACGUCCGAGCUCGCCGCCAUCCUCGCUCCCCCUGCUUCAUCGACGGCUGCGGCGGCGCGACAAGCUGGUCCGGAUGAUCUCCACCCUAUCGACUUUCCAGCCUGGCCAUCAGCUAGCCACGACUCCCCCCUACCAGACUAUCGCCCUGCCGAGACUUCGACCGGGGAACGUCCCGCUGACUCCCUGGCUCAUGGGCAGGACAUGUCGUCUGACCCCGGCGAUUUUUUUGGAACCGGGUUCCGGAACAUUGAGAACCUCGACGACCUUGUAGCGCGCCUCGCAGGCGGAACACCAGGCUCGAAUGGCCUCGCGGCGGCAGGGGCUUCACAGGCACAUUCUGAUAUCCCGCAUGCACUGGAUAGUCAUAGUCUUCCAGACGCACCCGCCCUUUUAGAGCAUAGCUUUCCGCCCUCUUCCGACAUACACUCCGCAGCCGAUGAAAGAGCUCCCCAUAAGCGGCAGCGUGUCGGACCCAGCUUGCCCAUCCCAAAUCAUUUGCCGCUCAAGCACAACUACCUCCUACCAGACUAUCAGUAUCAUCCUGCCGAAACUUCUACUGAAGAACGUCCCGCUGACUCCCUGGCUCAUGGGCAGGACAUGCCGUCUGACCCCGGCGAUUUUUUUGGAACCGGGUUCCGGAACAUUGAGAACCUCGACGACCUUGUAGCGCGCCUCGCAGGCGGAACACCAGGCUCGAAUGGCCUCGUGGUGGCAGGGGCUUCACAGGCACAUUCUGAUAUCCCGCAUGCGCUGGAUAGUCAUAGUCAUACCAUCGCGGGCGCUGGUCAGUCAGACGCACCCGCCCUGUCGGGCCAUACCUUGCCGCCCCACUCUGACGUAACGUCCGGGCCCAAACAAAGACCUUCUCGUAAGCGGAAUCGAAAACCCAAUCUUUGGGUAAAAACCCUCCGAUCACAGUCCGGUCGUGUUACAAGCCAGAAGCAACCACAACCCCCACGCAGCUUGUACGUUCCACGUCCUUCAAAAACGGACCCAGGGCUCUCUCGGAAGUUUCUUCCACAAGGAAGACUAGUGUUUCAUUCAAAUCUCUUUGCACCUGACAAUUCAUCGGAUGGCGUCCAACGGCGGGAAAUAGGUCCGAUUCAGCUAGCGCUUCAACAACUCCGAAAGGACGUACUCGUUAUCCCCGAGAGCGAAUUCACCAAGACCUAUCAGAUGUAUCUCGGGUCUAUCGACGCGCGUGAGUCCACCAAGCGGGGCGAGCCCAAGAUUGAUCAUACCGGAGCAGACCGAUCGAAAAGAUUGUUGGAUACACUACACGAAUUUGCGCCUCAUUGUGAGCAUUGGUAUCAACGUUGGUUCGAUGAAACUGGGAUAGACUUCAAACAUAAUCUCCUCGAAUCCCAAUUUGACGGUUUGAAGGACGUCGGGUUCAUCUUCCCCCUCUAUCUAUUUUAUGUUGAGAUGAUACUUUCGAUCGUCCCUAGGAAGAAGGAAGUCCCUCUUGACGUUGAACUUGUCCAGGCCCAAGAAUCCUUUAACCGCUUGACAAAGAUUUACAAAGACCCGAAAUCCCGCAGUGAUCCAAAGCUCAAUGACAUCGUCGAAACGCUCCGCAUACGAAGAGCACGUCGUGGAGAAACUAAAUAUCAUCCACUCCUCUGGAACUAUUUAGAUUUUUGGAUACUCUUCAUAAAAGAUACGUCUCAAAGAGAACACUUCAACCACAUGAUAAAAUAG